AUGAGUACAACUCCUGAACCAGCUUAUUUUAAUAAAUCUGCGUAUAUAGCAUUAUCAUGUUUAAUUGCUUUUGCUGUUGUUAUAACAAUAUGUGUUAUUAAACAAUUUAUAUGGGAUCCAUUAUUAUCUAAAAGAUUUGAAGUUCUUCGACCAGUUCUAUCAGAAUCUGUUCGUAAAUUGUCAUCUUCAUUUUAUCGACCAUCGUCAACAAAUACUUCACUUUUAUCAACACAUCAAUCAUUCUCUGAUAUUUCUAUUAAAACAAAUGAUCCACCAGUAUUAUCACGUAAAAAUUUAAUAACCAUGACACAGAGUUUACCAUCCGAUGGUAUUCAAGAUGCAUCAAAAACUAAUAAACUAUCUGGUCGUUCUUAUGGUUCAUCAUCAUCGAAUACUUAUGCAUAUACAAAUUAUGGUUCUGGUCCUUUAGAUGAUGAACAAACAAAUAUUCCAACUUUAUUUUUUAGUUUUCAAUAUAAUCCACCAUUAAAAAAUAUAAAAUUAAAUAUACAAAAUUUACGUUAUAUGAAUAAAAUUAAUAAUGCAAUAAAUUACAAUGCUUAUGUAUUAAUUCGAUUUUUUAUAACACCAAAAAUAAUUGAUAAAUCACAUGAAACAUCACCACAACGUUGUCAAGAUUGUAUUCGUUUCGGUGAAGCAUUUAUUAUAUUAAGUAAUAUUCAACCAACAGAUAUACUUAAUUAUGAAAUAAAAUUUUCCAUUAUAUUAAUAACAGAUGGAAAUAUGUAUGAAAUAGCUAGUGCUAUUUAUUCAAUGAAAGAUGAUUAUUUAACAAAUGUUUUAUUUAUUGAAAGAACAUUACCAUUGAAUUUUAAAUUAAUUGAAAGUGAAAUGAACUAA
This is a messenger RNA of Rotaria sp. Silwood2, 861 nucleotides long. NCBI's taxonomy places the organism in Eukaryota, Metazoa, Rotifera, Eurotatoria, Philodinida, Philodinidae. The record is from the annotation of a GenBank genome assembly.